CAAAUUCAGUUGCUAGCCAAGCGGUGUGGAUCAGACAAGCUGAUUGGUUGUAUCGUACGGACCCUUUGUUUUUAAGCCAAUGAACGGGAAGCUGACAUUUUACGACGAAUUCCAAUUAGAUGUGCUGUCUGGCGGGUGUCAACAUAGUUCAAACAGGUGUUGGGUGGAACAAAAACAUUGCGAAAACAACAAAAUAAGUUGAAUCAUGUAGAUAUUUGAAGCCAGUUUGAUUUGCUAGUAUACUGGAAGGAUAGGAGCAGGUAUGGCGGAAGAAAUCGGUUUGAACUCGAUGAAGCAGAGGAGGAAGAAGAAAUCUUCCAGGAGACCUCCGUCCAGCCCAGACCCUGAUGAGGAUGUACCAUCACCAGUUCCAGGUUCUCGGGUCAAUGACCUCCGUCCCAAGACUAAAGCCAAGCUGAACCAGCUGCUGGAGGCUGCCAUGGAGGAGGCAAAGACCGAAGAGGGAGGGAAGAAAAAGAAGAAAGGAAAGAAGAAGCCCUCAGCAGAAACAGUGCUGGAUGCCCUCAGAGAAGGUGCUGAUCUGAGAAAAGACAGUGCAGAUGAUUUAAACAGGAGUAUGGAGAACAAUUCAUACGACAGUCCUCGGAACAACAAGAACAGGAGAAGACAGGAGGAGUCUGUCAGCAGGAGUACAGACACCUUAGAUGAGGGGGAGAGGUCGCCUGGCAAGAAGAAGAAAAAAAAGAAGAGCAGACUGACAACAGAGGACACGGAUCAGGGAGAUGAGCCAAUGACAAUAGAGGAACUAGCCCCUUCCAAGAAGAAGACAAAGAAAAAGCGGCCACCGUCUGCCUCCCAUUCUGACAUGACUAAAGCAAACAGUGAGGAGAUGCUGGACCAGUACGAGCAGGCGCUGGAGACACGGCAGGAGGAUGAGCAGUCUGAGGGGGAGGGCAGUCCUCGCAAGAAGGGCAAGGGGAAGGGGAAGAAGACCAGGAGAAGAAAAGCUGAGUCAACGGAGGACGAGAUUGUUGAUAGUCCCAGGAAGCAGUUAGAAGAUGAGGGGAAAGUCUUGGGCAUCACUGUUCACAAGUCUGACCCUCUCAAGACUGACCUCUUCAUCCUCCAUCCGCUGGUCAGGGUCCACAUCUGUGACAUGGACACUGGAAACUAUGUCAGGAAGUUGGACAAAAAUCGGCCAGUAACAUCUUUCUAUGAGACCCAGCGAAGAGAAGUGGAGUUUAUCCUCCCCAUCAUGACUCAGCCAUUUGACUUUAAGAAGAAGAAGUCCAUGUUGCCAGCCUGGGAAGAACUUCUUAUCUUCAAUGAGAACUUCAACCUUUUUACCCAGAUGGAAGACCCAAGAGCAGUUGUACUGUUUGAGGUGUUGGACUUUGUGAGCAUGAGUGUAGCCAGUAACAACUACAGGGCUGAGGGGCAGCAGGGCGGCUGGCACAGGAUAGCAUGGGCCUUCCUCAAGGUUGUUGGUUCCAAUGAGAAGCUGAACACAGAUAAGAAGGUCCGUUUGCAGCUGUUCUACCCACCGUUUAAGUACAAGCCCAAGCCAGACGUGGUGGAUGUGUUUGAUUGGUGGCAGAACCUGCCGCGACAGGCCUACCCGUCCACGCUGUACGUCACUGUCAAGGGUAUUAAGAACCCUGGGAAAGUGGAGGCUGCACCUAGGUCAAUGGUAGCACUGCAGGAGGAGAAAGGCAGAAUGACGUACAAAGAGAUGAAACUGACAGCAAAGUUGAAGGACAGAACCUCCAGAACAAGGGAUGAGGUAGAAGGACCAGGCAGGUGGGGCAGGUUGAAAGGACAGGUGUGCAGACUGCCCAACAAACAGACCCUGUCCCUGCAGGCAGGCAGGAUGGGCUGUAUGAUUGUCAGGUUCUCUCCUAAUGGCAGGAUGCUAGCCUGUGGUUGUGCUGACAAGGACAGCUAUCCCAUCCUGAUAUAUGAGAUUCCAGAAGGCAGUCUGAAGGGUCAGUUCCUGGGUCAUCACAACAUCGUUUAUGAUUUGUCCUGGUCACCUGACAACAACCAACUCUUCUCAGCUUCUUCUGAUGGGACAGCAAGCUACUCCAUCAUGCAGAGGUACCAUGGUGCACUGAACAACCGUCAGCAGGUCCGCAGCACCCUCACACCGUGUGGGUCCUUUGUUAUCGCCGGCAGUGAGGACUCCUGUGCGUACGUCUGGAAUGCUGAGACAGGAGACAAGGUGGCUGUGUACCGAGAACUCGGGUACCAGAACACCGUAUGUGGGUUGGACUUCCACCCCCACGAUCACAUGGUGGCCUUCUGUUGCUAUGGAGACAACAACCCUAUCCUCAUCUACACAUAUGACCAGAAAGUUGCCAGACUAGAUGCUGGAGUGAUCUCAGAUGACCUUCAACCACCCCUGAGUCCUGUCAGCCCAGGGGGAAAGACUCCAGGCACCCCAUUGGCCACACAGUCAAGUUUCAGGGCAGAGACACCAAUAGGAGCAGAGAUUACAUCUCUGCAUGAGGAGUCCAGAAGAGCCAAUCGAAUGGACAGAGCCAUUCAGCUCUUGAGCUCUGUUUCUAGGACGCAACAAGGAAGCUACCAAUCUACCCCCGGGGUGCAAGGCAGCACUACCAUGAUAAACAGUACAUGGGGGUCAACUUUUGACAGGACACCAUACACGCAAAGUCCGCUGGGUACAUGGAACCAGCAGCGUGGCUGGACACCAGACUUUGUCCCAGUGGGGGGACGACCGGGCAGCCCAGUGAAGGGGUCAGCACCGCAGGUCUCCUUCCAACCUCAACAUGCCGAACAAAGGAAGAGACGUGGGGACCCACCCCGCGUAACCUUCGACCUCGGAAGUGCCAAGAAGGGUCCCUCUGUCAGUGUGCGAGCCAUCAGAGCUACAUCUCCAUUCAGACAAUCAGUGGUUGCCUUAUACGAUUACCAGGCUAGCCGGUCGGAUGAGUUAACCAUCCAGCGAGGACAUAGGAUAACAGUCCUGUACAAGGAUAACGAGAACUGGUGGUUUGGAGAGCUGGACGAUGGACAGCAGGGGUUCUUUCCUUCAAACUAUAUCACUGAGGAAGCUGACUGGCAAGACCAGGAGACUCCCCAGGCUGAGGCUGCAGCAGGUGAAGAGGAAGACACCAACACCAGGAUGUCAGCCGUGACGACCAAGUCAGGUGAACUGAAGAUCCUGUCAGGACCUGACAGUGAUACAGAGGACAUGUCACAGAAGUCCAGGUCAAGGCGCAAGAAAAAGCAGGGAUCAAAGGAGAACUUAAUAAAUACAGGGGAUGAUUCACUAGUGAGAACAACCAAGUCAAGCAGGAGGCUCAAGAAAAGAGAACAGAUACCUGCACCUGGAUACAAUAACUAUGGCUUUGAGAACUAGAGGGAAAAUUCCCAUAGCUGGUCGUACAUGCCAUCACUAUAGUAUACAGACACAUGGUAACACGUGCACGGUCAACUUCUCACUAAUUCUCCCUUAUGAGUCAGUAUUGCAAUACUCUAUUGCUAAUACAUAUAUUAGGUGACUGUAUCAUGUUUUUGUAUAAUAUGUGUAUCUCUCAUGUGUAUGGUGCUGCUUUUAGAUUCUUUUUACACUUUUAGUAUGUACUUUUGAGCAACUGUUUUAUAGAAAGUUUUAAUGCCAUAUUUAAUACAUUUGUAUGUCUAAGUAUGAUUUGGUGCCAAAUGUUGUAAGAUGCACAUGACAUUAGUCAGAGUUGAAUCACUUACUGUUGCAGCAAUAUAUGGGUGCUGAAAUAUAGCAACAUUUUACUGCAAUUAUUAUUCUCAUAUUUGUUCAAUGUUAUAGUAAAAGAGUGCAGAGGUCCCUUUCUUGUGCAAGAUGUAAUGGUCUUUUUAAAGCAGGCACUUUGCACAUAUUGUGUUGUACAUAUUAGAUGUAUGUAUUUUUCUAUCAAUACACACAACAUAUUGACCAAAACAGCCCUGACAUUGCCUAUGUAUAUAGUAUCCUGUUUAAGUACAAUCUCCAAUUUAGGCUUCAAGGACUGUUUUAGAUUGCAGUUCAAACUGUGGACAGGUAUAUUUUUGCUAUGUGUCCAGAGAUCAGGAGUUCUAGGUCACCUAGGACAUAUGCAAUGGGCCAGGUGGGAGGCCCCACACAGGGCAGGUCAAGUUUGUGCUACAACAACAAGUACAAAAGUUUAACAAAAGUUUCCAGGCAAAGGACAAUGCAGAUAGAAUGCAGUAUGGCAGCAACUGUAUAUUUUUCCUUGUGUAUGUUCUUUCAAACAUUUGCCAACAGCUGUAUUAAGUUGCAAGUUAUAAAGCAUAAUAGUUUUUCUGUA
This is a messenger RNA of Branchiostoma floridae (Florida lancelet), 4268 nucleotides long. Its product is annotated as jouberin-like. Gene Ontology annotation, molecular function: protein binding. The record is from RefSeq and is a predicted model, not a curated record. Lineage: Eukaryota; Metazoa; Chordata; Leptocardii; Amphioxiformes; Branchiostomatidae. Gene Ontology annotation, cellular component: ciliary basal body. Gene Ontology annotation, biological process: motile cilium assembly.